Messenger RNA from Diorhabda sublineata, 654 nucleotides. RefSeq names its product protein FAM177A1. The transcript has 3 exons. NCBI's taxonomy places the organism in Eukaryota, Metazoa, Arthropoda, Insecta, Coleoptera, Chrysomelidae. Bases 180 to 623 code for a protein of 147 amino acids. The record is from RefSeq and is a predicted model, not a curated record.
ACUACAAAAUGCCUAUUAUCAUAUGUCAUAUGUAACCAAUUCUAUGGUUAGUAUUGAACGGUAAAAUUUACAUUUAUAGUUUCAAGGCGUAAAUUAUUCAAGAGAAUUACACGUAAUUACAAUAAACAUUACUUUGAUAAACUUAUCGAAGGCUUCUUAAUCGAUUUAAAUAUAUUAAAAUGGUGUUAAUUCGUCCAGAAGAAAAGCAAAAUAUGGCUCAAGUUGAAGGCCAAAAUUCGAUAAAAGUGAAAACACCUAAAAGAGUUUUGCAUUUUAGUGAUGGCAUAUUAGAGGAAUACAGUACAGAUGAAGAAGAUAACAGCACCACACAAAAUCAACAAAUCGAUCCCGCUACUAUGACAUGGGGACCCUGGUUUUGGUUGAAAGCUUGGUCUGCAGGGAAUUCAACCCUAAAUGUGGUAGAUACAAUAGGAGAAUUUCUGUCAUCAGUUUUUGGAAUUACUACACCAAGAUAUUAUUUUGAACUGGAAGAGUAUAAGAGAAGAGAAGAGCAAAAAAGAAGGCAGAAUGAAUUAGCUUCUGGAUGGUCACAACCAACAAAUACUAGUGUUUCUGUACCUUUGAAAGACAUGGGAAAUUCAUCACAACCAAUUGAUGUUUGAGAUUUUGUCAAAUAAAUACAGUUGAAUAAGU